UUGAGUUGGUUAAAGGUGUUGCCUUUCAGUUUUCUUCUUUCUUUUUGUUUCUACGUUUUGAACUUUUGGCUCAAAUGAAUUUUGGUUCGUUUGGUUUUGUACUAAUUCUGUCACUCUUCUUCAAGCAUUUUACUUGUCAACUACCCAAUACAGAUGAGUUUUAUGUCUCCGAUUUCUUGAAGAAGAUGGGCUCGAACUCUUACUUGUCCUACAACUUCUCUGAUUCUGUCUGUUCAUGGGAAGGAGUGCACUGUGAUACCAAGAAGGAGAAUGUUAUUGGGUUAAAGGCUUCAGGUUUAGGUCUCUCUGGUUUGAUUCCUGAUACCACCAUUGGAAAGCUAACUCAGCUUCAGUCGUUGGAUCUUAGUAAUAACAAUAUCACCUCUUUGCCUUCAGAUUUGUGGGGUUUAGGCUCACUUAAGAGUCUUAAUCUCUCCUCUAAUAAGAUUUCAGGGUCUCUCCCUAACAAUAUUGGCAACUUUGGUCUGCUUGAAGUUAUUGAUCUUUCUGGCAAUAAUUUCUCUGGGGAAAUUCCGGCAGCUAUAAGCUCCCUAGUUAGUUUGCAAGUUCUUAAACUUGCUGGAAAUGGAUUUCAAUGGAGCAUUCCAACAGGAAUUCUAAGUUGUCAGUCUUUGGUUUCAUUUGAUAUCUCUUCAAAUCGUCUAAAUGGUUCCUUGCCAGUUGGUUUUGGUGCAGCAUUUCCUAAGCUCAAAGCUGUAAACCUUGCUGGAAAUGAGAUUUAUGGCCGGGACACGGAUUUUGUUGAAAUGACGUCUCUUACAAGCCUUAACAUUUCCGGGAACUUGUUUAAGGGUUCGGUUAUGGGUGUGUUUCAGGGGCAGCUAAAGGUGAUUGACCUCAGCAAGAACCAGUUUCAAGGUCCCAUUUCUCAGGUACAAUUCAAUUCUACUGACAAGUGGUCUCAUUUGGUUUAUCUAGACUUGUCUGAGAAUCAGCUUAGUGGAGAAAUUUUCCUAAAUCUGAGUCAAGCUCAGAAUCUUAGACAUCUUAAUCUUGCGUAUAAUAGAUUUGCUAGACAGAAAUUCCCAAGAAUUGAAAUGCUUUUUGGUUUAGAGUAUCUCAAUUUGUCUAAAACCGGCCUCAUUGGUCAUAUUCCUGGUGAAAUUUCACAACUGAGUAAUUUACAUACACUAGAUGUUUCAUCUAACCAUCUUACUGGCCAAAUUCCAUCACUGGCCAACAAAAGCCUCAGAAUACUUGAUGUUUCACACAACAAUUUGAGUGGAGAGGUUCCUAAAUAUCUCUUAGAAAAACUCCCACGGAUGAAGAGAUACAACUUCUCUUACAACAACUUAACCCUUUGUCCUUCAGGGUUCUCCCCUGAGACCUUCGAGACAGCCUUUUAUGGCUCAUUGAACAGCUGUCCAAUUGCCGCAAAUCCUGUCCUUUUCAAAAGAAGAACCAAUAGACAUUGGGGGUUUAAGCUUGCCUUAGCUUUAACCGUCUCCAUGGUCUGCUUGCUUUCUGGGUUGCUAUUCCUAGCCUUCGGUUGCAGAAGGAAGUCCAGGAUAUGGGUAGUUAAGCAAUCCUCAUAUAAAGAGGAACAGAAUAUUUCAGGGCCUUUUUGCUUCCAAACUGAUUCGACCACUUGGGUGGCUGAUGUUAAGCAGGCAGCAUCAGUCCCGGUAGUGAUAUUUGAGAAACCACUCUUAAAUAUCACAUUUGCAGACCUCUUGUCUGCAACUUCAAAUUUUGAUCGAGGCACACUAUUAGCAGAAGGAAAAUUUGGGCCUGUUUAUAGAGGGUUUCUGCCUGGUGGAAUUCAUGUAGCUGUUAAAGUUUUGGUUCAUGGAUCAACAUUGACAGAACAAGAAGCUGCAAGAAAGCUUGAGUAUCUUGGUCGAAUCAAACACCCCAAUCUUGUUCCAUUAACUGGAUAUUGCUUGGCUGGGGAUCAAAGGAUUGCUAUCUAUGAUUACAUGGAGAAGGGGAAUUUGCAGAAUUUGCUGCAUGACUUGCCACUUGGUGUUCAGGCAACGGAGGACUGGAGCACUGAUACCUGGGAAGAAGAGAACAAUGGGAUACAAAAUUUUGGCUCUGAAGGGUUAUUAACAACCUGGGAAAUUCGACACAGAAUAGCCCUUGGCACUGCUAGAGCACUGGCAUUUCUUCAUCAUGGCUGUUCACCUCCAAUAAUCCACAGAGAUGUUAAAGCUAGUAGUGUUUAUCUUGACUUAAAUUUGGAGCCUAGAUUAUCUGAUUUUGGAUUGGCCAAGAUUUUUGGAACUGGUCUAGAGGAUGAAAUUGCCCGUGGGUCACCGGGAUAUGUACUACCACCGGAAUUUUCUCAGCCCCAAUGUGAUGCCCCUACACCAAAAUCUGAUGUAUAUUGCUUCGGUGUUGUUUUGUUUGAGCUAAUCACAGGGAAAAAGUCAAUUGGAGAUGAUUAUCCAGAGGAGCAAGAAGCAAAUUUAGUGAGUUGGGUUAGAGGAUUGGUGAGAAAGAACCAAGGUUCAAAAGCUAUUGAUCCUAAAAUUCAUGAUACAGGGCCACAUUACCAAAUGCAGGAGGCCCUCAAGAUUGGUUAUCUGUGCACAGCUGAUCUUCCUACCAAGCGACCAAGCAUGCAACAGAUUGUUGGCCUUCUCAAGGAUAUUGAACCCAGAGCUCCUCAAUGAAAAACAACGAAUAUAAGUUGGCCUCUUUCUUUUUUUUUCCUUCUAAAGUUGUUAUUUUGCUACCAUGGGAGGAGAUGUACAGUAAUCAUUAAAUUAUGUCUUGGACUCCGAUAUCUUUCUCUAGAUCACUUUUCCAAUGUUGGCAUUAUCGUUUAAUUUAUAAUUUUAUACACACUAGUUUGAUCCUUAAAACUUGAAGGCAGAAUUCUCCUUUCAAGUUUUUUUUAUCCUCUUGGCAGUUGGCACUCAUUAUGCUUUAUCAUUUAUACAAAAAAAUCAAUCUGAAACCUGUGUUAUUAUUAAACAAGUGAAGUGAUGGAGUCUUGACUUGUGUUUCUUUGUCCCUCAAAUU
Messenger RNA from Durio zibethinus, 2991 nucleotides. Lineage: Eukaryota; Viridiplantae; Streptophyta; Magnoliopsida; Malvales; Malvaceae. The record is from RefSeq and is a predicted model, not a curated record.